AUGACAAGCAGCAAUGGCUGGUGUCGGAGCGGUGGAAUUCCCACCCUUACCCCAGUCCAGAAGACGACUUUGCCAGCUCGGGCCCCCAGGCCCCCAUCUUUAAAGACUCAUUUGGGAUCUGUAAGGCCCAAACUUCCAGCUGCUGAGAGGCGCGGUGUCCGAAAGGUGGCACAAAAUUCAGCCCAUGCACUCCCAUCACGAGCGCUUCUUCCAGAGAAAAACCUAGAGGAGUUCAUUGCGAGAUAUGAACAGGGAUUAAUAAACCCAGUAUCUGCCUUGCAUCAGUUUGCACAAAUGCACAACUCACAGCUUGAAUUGAAAGAAACUAAUGUGGCAGGUGGCAUCAUAAGGCCUUAUUUUGCCUUUUGUGCUGUAGUGGAUGGUGUUUGCUACAAGCCUGGACUGGGAACAAACAAGAAAGAAUCUAAAUUAAAUGCAGCUAAACUGGCUCUUGAUGAGCUGCUUUACUGGAAGCGUACAGGGGCAAAGGCUUCUGAAGAGUCAGGUCCUUCCUGUAUCUUGACUCCAGAAAACUCUGCUUAUGUUUCAAGGAUCCAUUCUGAUGCAAGGCCACAUGCAUAUCAAACACUUUCACAAACACUUGAAGAGUUAUUUAACAGCCUGACUACCAACCACCCUGAGUACCAAAGUUGCGGCAGUUCACUGGCUGCCUUCAUCAUUGAAAAAGGUGGGCAGCAUGAAGUUGUAGCUCUAGGAACAGGAGAAUGUAAUUACAGUCAGUCCUUGCAGCUCUCUGGAAGAGUGUUGCAUGACAGCCAUGCCAUCGUUACGGCAAGACGUUCUCUGCUUAGGUAUUUUUAUAGACAUCUUCUGCUGUUCUAUAAUAAAAAUCCAGCGAGGACAGAGAAAUCCAUAUUUUGCACAGCACCAGGCUCGAAGCUGCUUACCCUAAGGCAAAAUAUAACUAUCUUACUGUACAUGAAUCAGCUUCCAAAAGGAACUGCUCUGUUAGAAUCACAGCGACAUCUCAAACCACAAUCUAUAUCUGCUUAUGAAGCCAAUGAAGCGCUGAGUCUUCACGUUGCUGUAGAAGGCAAGAUUUACUUAACUGUUUGUUGUCCACCAAGAACUGUUCGAGCAAGCAGUAUGUCAGCCAGUGACAAAUUAACAAAAUGGGAAGUGGUUGGUAUUCAGGGAGCGUUGCUGAGUCAUUUCAUUGAACCAGUGUAUAUCAACAGUAUUCUUGUAGGAAAUGGCAAUUGCACAAGUACAAGAGAGCUAGAAGUAGCUAUAAACCAGCGUGUUAGUGAUGGACUUACAUCGCAGCUUCCCGUGCCUUAUGUAGUGAACAGAUCUCAUACUUACUUGGUGAAUGCCGCACACCCAAUCCGAACAGACUUUAAACAGAGGUCUCUUAGUUUGAACUGGUCGUUGUCAGAUGCAUCACUGGAGAUUGUGGAUGGAUUAAAUGGAAAAAUCACUGAAAAUUCACCAUUCAAAAGUGGCACUUACAUGGCAAGUCGCCUCUGCAAGGCAGCAAUGUUCAGUCGUUUCAGAUCGCUUGCUAAGGGAGCAGAGAGGAAUGAUUUGCUUCAAGCUGCAACGUACCACGAAGCUAAGAUAAAAUCUGGAUUGUACCAGCGAGCUAAAAACUUGGUUCAAAGCUACUUAGAGCAACAUAAUUAUGGAUCCUGGAUUGUGAAGUCUCCAUGUGUCGAACAGUUCAGUGAGUGA
Molecule: messenger RNA, 1695 nt
Organism: Apaloderma vittatum (bar-tailed trogon)
Lineage: Eukaryota; Metazoa; Chordata; Aves; Trogoniformes; Trogonidae
Gene: ADAD1
Product: adenosine deaminase domain containing 1 (testis-specific)
Exons: 11
Coding region: 1-1695 (564 amino acids)
Biological process (GO): RNA processing; adenosine to inosine editing
Cellular component (GO): cytoplasm; nucleolus
Molecular function (GO): double-stranded RNA adenosine deaminase activity; tRNA-specific adenosine deaminase activity; double-stranded RNA binding
Source: RefSeq, a predicted model, not a curated record